CAAUCAGUUCGCUGUGCCGCGCGUCGAUUAGUACACGUCGAUUAUUGCUUGGGAUAUGACUAGACAGAAAAUGGUUGUUUCGCGCAUAUUCAAAUAGUUUGAAUCAUAUCCGCGAUACGCUUUCGCGAAUGUGAUUUACAGGAGCGCAGUAUUUUAUUUUAAGCGCUUCGAACAAUAAACUAUUGGAAAGUGUUUGGUACUUUCCGUUCCACACAUUUGCUACGCCUCUCGAGUAUAGUUGUUCAGUUUGACCAAAAACCACGAAAAGGAAAAUUUGAGUAGAAAAUUAGCUCGCUGAAUUAAUGGUAUUCGGCUGAAUUUUUGUGUGAAGGCCAACGAGUGUCGCAUCAAAUUUUCGGAGCGUUCGCUUACUGAAGCUGCAAAAGAAGUUUGACUUACAAUUACAUCGACCAAAAAGGAAGAAAAGGAGAAGAUUUUUGGCAUAGAAGGCCAAAUCUAGCAAAGAAAACUGAAGGCAUAAUGCUGCUGAAAUUACGUAUAUCGUUCAGUAUCAUAAACGUUAUAUAUGCAAUAUUUCGUCGCAUCUUAUUGCUCAUUUACAAGAAACCGUCAUGUAUACCGCCGAUAACACAUCCGAUACACAUGUUGAGUGCCACGACGCUCGCUAGAAAAAUAAGACAGAAAGAGAUUACGAGCUGCGAAGUAGUGGAAGCGUAUAUUUCGCGCAUUAAAGAAGUAAAUCCUUUCAUUAACGCUGCCAUUGACGAACGAUUUUCCGAUGCACUAAUCGAGGCGAAAAAUUGUGACGAGCAAUUAAAAAAGGGCGAAUUUGAUAUAGAAACUUUAGAGAAAUGUAAACCGCUGUACGGUGUUCCAAUUAGCAUUAAGGAGUGUCUAGCUGUAAAAGGCUUGAGCCACACAGGUUGCACUUUGCCUCGUAAAGGAGUGAAAGCGGAUCACGAUGCAGAGGUCGUCGAGAUGGUCCGAAAUGCCGGCGCGAUAAUAUUGUGCGUCACAAAUACGCCGGAGAUGUGCUCCGGCUACGACAGCACGAAUCUGUUGUACGGUCGCACCUGUAAUCCUUACGACACUAGGUAUUCGCCCGGUGGAUCGUCCGGUGGAGAGGGUGCAUUGCUCGGAGCAGGUGCUUCCGUGAUGGGUAUUGGUUCGGACAUGGCUGGCUCUGUAAGACUGCCGGCUUUUCUAAAUGGCAUUUUUGGGCACAAACCCACUCCUGGAGUUGUUUCGACUAAUGGACACUUCCCAUGCACCGACGAUGCAUUCUUUCAAAUGAUCCUGACCAUCGGUCCAAUGACCAAAUACGCCGAAGAUCUCAGCUUGCUUAUGAAAGUGAUGACAUCGAAAUGCAAUCAGGAUUUACGUCUAGAUGUACCGGUGGAUUUGAGGCGAAUAAAGAUCUAUUAUCGAGAAGGUUUGGAUCCGACGUUCGGCGUAUUGGCAAUGCCACCGAAAAUUGUGGAAUGCAUUCAGCAAGCCGCUAAUCAUUUCGUUCGAUACGAUAUUCCUGUGCAGAAGUUACCGAUAGAAUGGCCAGUUACGAUGCCCGAAAUUGUGUUUUCUCAACUUACGCUUGUAAAGGAUAGGCCUCGAUUGCUACUGGAUGCAAACCAUUCCGAGCCGCAGAGCCAGAAAAGUCCAGCCGUCGAAUUGAUGAAAGCUUUAUUCGGUUUAUCGCAAUACACGAAGCAGAUGCUUACCUUCGCUAUAUCGUUUCAACCGAAUUUUUCGCUCACGACGGAGUCAGAAAUGUCAUAUUACUCGAAGCAGACAGACAAGCUUCGACAGAAACUACUGGAUCUGUUGGGGGACGAUGGAGUAUUUAUUUACCCAACCUUCCGAAACCAGUUUCUUCCGCAACUUCUGCUGUGUGAAUUAUUAGCCAUUUCGAACUGCGGUUUCAUCAAUAUUUUCGGCUGUCCCGCGACGCACGUCCCGAUGGGAUUGGAUCAUGACGGAAUGCCAGUAGGCGUUCAGGUCAUAGCCGCGCCUUAUCAAGACCGUCUCUGUCUGGCGGUUGCAAAAGAGCUGGAGAUGGCCUUCGGUGGAUGGGUGCCACCAUCGGUAUCGAUAAGCGAUAAAGUGUCUAAAGACUUCUGUAAAUAAAUUGAAUCUAGCUGCGGAAUUGUAUCUUUAUUACGGAGGCAAAUGGCGCACAAAUAGAGGCUGUGGUAACACUGA
Molecule: messenger RNA, 2160 nt
Organism: Solenopsis invicta (red fire ant)
Lineage: Eukaryota; Metazoa; Arthropoda; Insecta; Hymenoptera; Formicidae
Product: fatty-acid amide hydrolase 2-B
Exons: 11
Coding region: 481-2085 (534 amino acids)
Source: RefSeq, a predicted model, not a curated record